This is a messenger RNA of Vidua chalybeata, 4251 nucleotides long. RefSeq names its product galactose-3-O-sulfotransferase 4 (gene GAL3ST4). The record is from RefSeq and is a predicted model, not a curated record. NCBI's taxonomy places the organism in Eukaryota, Metazoa, Chordata, Aves, Passeriformes, Viduidae. Gene Ontology annotation, molecular function: galactosylceramide sulfotransferase activity. The transcript has 4 exons. Bases 642 to 1799 code for a protein of 385 amino acids. Gene Ontology annotation, biological process: glycolipid biosynthetic process. Gene Ontology annotation, cellular component: membrane.
CCGGUCCCGUUCCCAAAUCCCAAAUCCCAUUCCUGGUCCCACUCCCCGCCCCGUUCCCGAUCCCAAAUCCCCUUCCCGGUCCCGCUCUGCCCCGUUCCCAAAUCCCAAAUCCCCUUCCUGGUCCCGCUCUGCCCCGUUCCCAAUCCCAGAUCCCAUUCCCGGUCCCGCUCCGCCCCGUUGCCAAAUCCCAAAUCCCAAAUCCCCUUCCCGGUCCCGCUCCGCCCCGUUCCCGAUCCCAGAUCCCAAAUCCCAUUCCCGGUCCCGCUCCGCCCCGUUCCCGAUCCCAAAUCCCCUUCCCGGUCCCGCUCCGCCCCGUUCCCAAAUCCCAAAUCCCAGAUCCCCCUCCCAGUCCCGCUCCGCCCCGUUCCCAAAUCCCAAAUCCCAAAUCCCAUUCCCCGCCUGGCGGGGCCGUCCCGGGGCGGGGCCGGAGACAAAAGGGGAAAAGUUUGCGGGGCAGGGAAGAGAAGGAUCGGGAACUUCGGGAAUCUUUGGGAUCGCGGCAGGCUUUGGGGUCGCCGGGAAACUUUGGGAUCACCGGGAACUUUUGGGAUCGCCGAGAAACCCCCCCGGGAGCCCCCGGGAGCCGAUCCCGGGAUGUGGCGGAGCUGAGCGAGGCCGCGGGCUGUGGCCCCGCCCCCGGGAUGAAGCCCCGCCCCCGGUGCCGCCGCUGGGCCCCGCUGGGGGCGGCCCUGGGCGUCUGCGUCACCCUGGGCUUCAGCCUGGGGCUGCUGGGGGGGCCCCUCCGCCGCAGGCCCGCGGCGGCGCCGGCGGCGUGCCGGCCGCGCUCGCACGUCGUGUUCCUGAAGACGCACAAGACGGGCGGGAGCAGCGUGGUGAACCUGCUGUCGCGAUACGGCGAGUCGCGAGAGCUGCGCUUCGCCCUCCCCCACCGCUACCAGUUCGGCUACCCCGCCCCGUUCCGCGCCGAGCGCGUGCGCGGCUUCAGCCCCGGCGGGCGGAAAUUCGACAUCAUCUGCCACCACAUGCGCUUCCACCUGCCCGAGGUGCAGCGGGUGAUGCCCAACGACUCCUUCUACUUCUCCAUCGUGCGGGACCCGGGCACGCAGGGCGCCUCGGCCUUCUCGUACUUCCGCGCGGCCGCCCCCGCCUUCCGCCGCGCUCCCUCGCUCGACGCCUUCCUGGCCUCGCCCUGGCGCUUCUUCCGCCCGGGCCAGCGCGGCAACCACUACGCGCGCAACCCGCAGUGGUUCGACUUCGGCCUGCCCGAGCCGGCGCGGCCCGAGGAGGUGCCGGCGCUGCUGCGGGGGCUGGAGCGCGUCUUCCCGCUGGUGCUGCUGGCCGAGCGCUUCGACGAGUCGCUGGUGCUGCUGCGGCACCGGCUGUGCUGGCCGCCCGCCGCCGUCGAUCUCUUCCGCCACAACGCCCGCGGCGCGCCCGCCGCCGUGACGGCGGCGCAGCGGCGGCGGCUGCGGGCGUGGAACGCGCUGGACUGGGCGCUCUACUCGCACUUCAACCGCUCCUUCUGGAGCCAGGCCGAGCGCUUCGGCGCCGAGCGGCUGCGGCGGGAGGCGGCCGAGCUGCGGCGGCGGCGGCGGCGGCUGGAGCGGCGCUGCCUGCGCGGCGGCGGCCCCGUGCCCGCCGGAGCCAUCGCCGAGGGGCGGCUGCGGCCGUUCCAGCCGCCCGGCGCCGCCGAGCCCGUGCUGGGCUUCGCGCUGCGCCCGGGGCUGCCGCCCGACGAGCGGCGGCGCUGCGGCCGCCUGGCGCUGCCCGAGCUGCCCUACAAGGACCUGCUGGAGCGGCGCCAGUUCGGCAACGCCAGCGCGGGCACCGCGCCCUGAGCGCGCCCCGGAUCCCCGCGGCUCGGGCUCCCCGGAAAGCUCCAAAAUCCCGGGGAGAUUCCCGGGGAAUUGGGGGUUCUGUGGAGAUUCCCGUGGGAAUUGGGGGUUCUGCGGAGAUUCCCGUGGGAAUUGGGGUUCUGAGGAGAUUCCCGUGGGAAUUGGGGGUUCUGCGGAGAUUCCCGAGGGAAUUGGGGGUACUGAGGAGAUUCCCGAGGGAAUUGGGGGUUCUGUGGAAAUUCCCGUGGGAAUUGGGGGUACUGCGGAGAUUCCCGUGGGAAUUGAGGUUCUGUGGAAAUUCCCGUGGGAAUUGGGGGUUCUGAGGAGAUUCCCGGGGGAAUUGGGGGUUCUGUGGAAAUUCCCGUGGGAAUUGGGGGUUCUGAGGAGAUUCCCGGGGGAAUUGGGGGUUCUGUGGAAAUUCCCGUGGGAAUUGGGGGUUCUGCAGAGAUUCCCGUGGGAAUUGGGGGUUCUGAGGAGAUUCCCGGGGGAAUUGGGGGUUCUGUGGAAAUUCCCGUGGGAAUUGGGGGUUCUGAGGAGAUUCCCGGGGGAAUUGGGGGUUCUGUGGAAAUUCCCGUGGGAAUUGGGGGUUCUGCAGAGAUUCCCGUGGGAAUUGGGGGUUCUGAGGAGAUUCCCGUGGGAAUUGGGGGUUCUGAGGAGAUUCCCGGGGGAAUUGGGGGUUCUGUGGAAAUUCCCGUGGGAAUUGGGGUUCUGCAGAGAUUCCCGUGGGAAUUGGGGGUUCUGUGGAAAUUCCCGUGGGAAUUGGGGGUACUGCGGAGAUUCCCGUGGGAAUUGGGGUUCUGAGGAGAUUCCCGUGGGAAUUGGGGUUCUGAGGAGAUUCCCGUGGGAAUUGGGGGUUCUGUGGAAAUUCCCAUGGGAAUUGGGGGUACUGCGGAGAUUCCCGUGGGAAUUGGGGUUCUGAUGAGAUUCCCGGGGAAUUGGGGGUUCUGCAGAGAUUCCCGUGGGAAUUGGGGGUACUGAGGAUAUUCCCGUGGGAAUUGGGGGUUCUGCAGAGAUUCCCGUGGGAAUUGGGAGUUCUGCAGAGAUUCCCGUGGGAGUUGGGGGUACUGAGGAGAUUCCCGUGGGAAUUGGGGGUUUUUGCAGAAAUUCCCGUGGGAAUUGGGGGUUCUGCAGAGAUUCCCGUGGGAAUUGGGGUUCUGAGGAAAUUCCCGUGGGAAUUGGGGGUUCUGAGGAGAUUCCCGUGGGAAUUGGGGGUUCUGUGGAAAUUCCCGUGGGAAUUGGGGUUUUUACAGUAAUUCCCGUGGGAAUUGGGCGUUUCGGGGCUGGGAUCAUCCCCUGUGACUCAGUUUCCCUUUGGCUGGAGUCUCCCAUGGAUUCGUUCCUUUUUUCCCCAAAAGUUUGGGAUUGGAGCCCCAAAAUUCCAGGAAUUUGGGGAAUUUUCCCAUGGAUCCAAUCCUUUUUUCCAUUCCAGGAAUUUGGGGAAUUUUCCCACAGAUUCAAUCCUUUUUUCCAUUCCAGGAAUUUGGGGAAUUUUCCUAUGGAUCCAAUCCUUUUUUCCAUUCCAGGAAUUUGGGGAGUUUUCCCACAGAUUCAAUCCUUUUUUCCAUUCCUGGAAUUUGGGGAAUUUUCCCAAGGAUUCAAUCCUUUUUUCCCCAAAAGUUUGGGAUCGGAGCCCCAAAAUCCCAGGUGUUUUCCUAUGGAUUCAUCUCCUUUUUUUCCCCAAAAUUCCAAGAAUUUGGGGAAUUUUCCCAUGGAUUCAAUCCUUUUUUCCCCAAAAAUUUGGGAUAGGAGCCCCAAAUCCCAGGGAUUUGGGGACUUUCCCCUAAAAAUUUCAGGAAUUUCCCCCAAAAACUGCCAGGAAUUUGGGGAAUUUUUUGGCAUUCCCCCAUGGAAUAACUUUGUGCCUCGAUUUACCUCCCAAAAUUUGGGACAGAACCCCCAAAAUUCCAGGAAUUUUGGGAAUUUUCCAACGGAACUGCUCCGUGCCUCAGUUUACCCCGGAAGGGUACAAAACACCCCCCGUUUCCAGAAACUUUGGGAAUUUUCUCGUCGGGAAUCUUCCCCAUGCUUCAGUUCCCCCCCCCCCCCCCAGAUUGUGGUACAGGCCCCCAGAAUUCCAGGAAUUUUGGGAAUUUCUCAGUGCAACCACUCCGUGCCUCAGUUUCCUCCGCCCAAAUCGCGGUACAACCCCCCCAGAAUUCCAGGAAUUUUGGGAAUUUUUGCAAUGGAACCACUCCGUGCCUCAGUUUCCCCGCGGAAGGUACAAAAAUCCCGGCGGGAAUUUUUGGGGAUUUGAGGAAUUUUCUCACUCUGGAACCACUCCGUGCCUCAGUUUCCCCUCCCCCGGGACAGGUACGACCCCUCCCGCUCCCCCUUUUUUCCCCCUUAAAUCCCGGCGGGAAUUUUGGGGAAUUGCCGCGUGCUUCGCUUUGCUCUGUACAUAUACCAAUAAACGCGCGCUGAUUGGCUGUGCCGGCUGUCAAUCAUUUAUCUGAAA